Molecule: messenger RNA, 4325 nt
Organism: Ostrinia nubilalis (European corn borer)
Lineage: Eukaryota; Metazoa; Arthropoda; Insecta; Lepidoptera; Crambidae
Product: progestin and adipoQ receptor family member 3
Exons: 7
Coding region: 207-1232 (341 amino acids)
Cellular component (GO): membrane
Molecular function (GO): signaling receptor activity
Source: RefSeq, a predicted model, not a curated record
AAUGAGGUACGACGUCAGUGGUGGUUUUUGUGGGUGUCGAAUAUUCGAAAAGUAAAUGGUGCUGUGAUUUUCAAUUGUUAUUAUUAACUUUAAUUUAUAAAAUAAUGUGAAAUGCUCUGAUGAGAAGCUGUAAUAUAACGAAAAGAUGUAUUAAAGUUUAAAUUAAUUGUGGUUAAAACAGAAUUAAUAGUUCCAAAAAUUUUAAAAUGAGUCUAACUAUGACCAAAAAAGUUAGUGAAUGCCAAGCGGAGACUGUACAGUUUAUGCCUAUAGAAAAAGUAGAAGAUGAAUGCAGUCCAGAACAGUUUUGUGCAGGCAGCACACUCCUCCGACGGGGUAAAAAACUGGAAGACAACAAUAACUUGACAAAAGAGGACCUGGAGUACCUCAACUAUAGACAGCUUCUCAAGUACGAGCAAGCUCCGUAUUACCUGCAACACAAUCCCUUCAUCCGGGAUGGAUAUAGAAAAUUGUUACCUACAAAACUAUGCUGGGAAAGCAUAUUCUGGUGGACGAACGAGACGAUGAACAUAUGGACGCACAUAUUCGGCUUCUUCUUGCUGCUGUUCCUCACCAUCAACGAUCUCGUCAUCAUCAACAUCCACGCCACGGUCACAGACAAGAUUGUAGCUGGGAUACUGUUUUCUUGUUUUCUGAUAUGCAUGGCUCUAUCGGCUCUCUACCACACGUUUUCGUGUCGUUCCGAGAACGAUUACAAUACGUUCCUAAUGUACGACCUCUUCGGGAUCGCGCUAUCAUUGCUUGCGAUAUACACCUCGGGGGUCUACUACGCAUUCUGGUGUCAUUCUGAGCUGAAAACCUUUUACUUGACAUCAGUGACGCUGAUCUUCAUCCUGGCGAUGGUGCUUCAGAUCCCGCGACUGAAUGUGCCUUACUUGGUGAAGAUGUGCGUGUUCAUAGGAUGGGCCGCCUAUGGCGUGCUGCCUACGCUGCACUGGACUUAUGCUAUGGGAGGAUUUGAGAAUCCUAUGGUCCAGAUGUUCUUCCCUAGAGUUAUAGGGAUGUACAUCAUAAGUGGGACAGCUUUCGUGAUAUAUGCCUUCAAGGUGCCAGAGCGCUGGUUCCCGGGGCAAGUCGACUACAUCGGGCACUCGCACCAGUGGUGGCACGUGCUCGUGCUGGGCGCGCUGUACUACUGGCACAACUCCGGCAUGAUGUACGUGCAGUACCGCAUGAACCACGGCUGCGCGAAUACUAUGCGCAUAUUCUAAACCUUAUCACCUUGGCUUAAGAUUCAAAAUUAGUAUCCAUGUCUCGUCCAAUAACGGCUAUUUUACCUUGACUUCAGCUUGUCGUAGGCGCGUCACUACAUACGCUCGCCGCGCGUUCUAAAUUCAAUUUCAAAAACGUCGCGCGACUACACUAAUUGCAAACUUAAGUCUUGUUGCCUUGUCUUAAGACCCAAAACAAAUGCACUCGCACCAGUGGUGGUGAUACAAGCGCUGUACUACUGGCACAACUCCGGCAUGAUGUACGUGCAGUACCGCAUGAACCACGGCUGCGCGAAUACUAUGCGCAUAUUCUAAGCUAGAAUGGACCUUAUUGCAGUGUCUUAAGACUCAAAAUUAGUAUCCAUGUCUCGUCCAAUAACGGCUAUUUUACCUUGACUUCAGCUUGUCGUAGGCGCGUCACUACAUACGCUCGCCGCGCGUUCUAAAUUCAAUUUCAAAAACGUCGCGCGAUUACACUAAUUGCCUCGUACCCAAAACAAAUGCACUCGCACCAGUUGUGGUGACACAAGCGCUGUACUACUGGCACAACUCCGGCAUGAUGUACGUGCAGUACCGCAUGAACCACGGCUGCGCCAACACCAUGCGCAUAUUCUAAACCUUAUCACCUUGGCUUAAGAUUCAAAAUUAGUAACAAUGUCUCGUUCAAUAACGGCUAUUUUACCUUGACUUCAGCUUGUCGUAGGCGCGUCACACUACGUUCGCCGCGCGUUCCAAAUUCAAAAACGUCGCGCGACAACACUAAUUGCAAACUUAAAUUUUAUUGCAUUGUAAUAAGACCCAAAACAAAUGCACUCGCAUCAGUGGUGGCACGUGCUCGUGCUGGGCGCGCUGUACUACUGGCACAACUCCGGCAUGAUGUACGUGCAGUACCGCAUGAACCACGGCUGCGCGAAUACUAUGCGCAUAUUCUAAACCUUAUCACCUUGGCUUAAGAUUCAAAAUUAGUAUCCAUGUCUCGUCCAAUAACGGCUAUUUUACCUUGACUUCAGCUUGUCGUAAGCGCGUCACACUACGCUCGCCGCGCGUUCUAAAAUUCAAUUUCAAAAACGUCGCGCGACAACACUAAUUACAAACUUAAGUCUUGUUGCCUUGUCUUAAGACCCAAAACAAAUGCACUCGCACCAGUAGUGGUGCCACAAGCGCUGUACUACUGGCACAACUCCGGCAUGAUGUACGUGCAGUACCGCAUGAACCACGGCUGCGCGAAUACUAUGCGCAUAUUCUAAACCUUAUCACCUUGUGUUAAGAUCCAAAAUUAGUAAAUUGCUUGCCGUAAGCGGCGUAACCAAGCGGUCCUAAAGUACGCUCGCCGUGCGUUCUAAAAUCAAAAAACGUCUUUGCCAACACUAAGCGCAUAUUCUAAGCUAGAAUGGACCUUAUUGCAGUGUCUUAAGACUCAAAAUUAGUAUCCAUGUCUCGUCCAAUAACGGCUAUUUUACCUUGACUUCAGCUUGUCGUAGGCGCGUCACUACAUACGCUCGCCGCGCGUUCUAAAUUCAAUUUCAAAAACGUCGCGCGACAACCUAUGUCUUGUUGCCUUUUCUUAAGACCCAAAACAAAUGCACUCGCACCAGUUGUGGUGACACAAGCGCUGUACUACUGGCACAACUCCGGCAUGAUGUACGUGCAGUAUUGCAUGAACCACGGCUGCGCGAAUACUAUGCGCAUAUUCUAAACCUUAUCGUCUUGUGUUAAGAUCCAAAAUUAGUAAAUUGCUUGCCGUGAGCGGCGUAACCAAGCGGUCCUAAAGUACGCUCGCCGUGCGUUCUAAAAUCAAAAAACGUCUUUGCCAACACUAAGCGCAUAUUCUAAGCUAGAAUCAACCUUAUUGCAGUGUCUUAAGAUCCAGAAUGAAUUAAUAAUAUAGCUAUUUUACCCUGUCUCCGGCUCGCCGCGCGUUCUAAAUUCAAAAACGUCGAUCGUCAUCGUCAUGAACCACGUAUGCGCCAACACCAUGCGCGUAUUCUAAUCCUUAUUGCCAUCUAAUAAGAUUCAGAAUUAAUAUUCAUUAUUCUAAACUAAAAUGGAUCUUAUUGUCUUGUCUUAAGACCCAAUGCAGUGGUGUCAACGUACUUGUGCUCUACUCGUACAGAGUAAAUACAAAUGAGUAGGUUAUCUUCAUAGAAACGCACCGAGCGCGGUUUGUAUGUGAGCGCGCCUAUACGUAUGCGGCGCGCACGCACACACUGACAAAAUUCGGCGCAACUCCCCGCUAAUCCACGAUAAAUUUCUCUACUCGUAGUUCUGAUUUGGUAGGUAUUGCUCAAAAAAUCUUUAGCUAAAGAUGUUUUAAAAUAAAAGGUGAUCUUCACUUUUUCUUCGUCUACUGUUUUAAGAGGUUGCUGUGUGGAAUUAAGACCCAAGAAGUUAGAUUUCUCUCUAUUACUAUUCUAAAGGGAAAAAAAAUGGGUUGUGUGCUCAGAAGUGAUGCUCCCAAAGGCUCAAAGUUGGCUUGUUAUGACGUAUACUAUUCUUGGCUCUUUCAUGGUGUAGAUAGGUUAACAUUAUUCCACAUUAUAUGUAAUACAAAGACGUACUUAAAUAUUGUAAUGUUACUGUAUGGACUUACAGUUUACACGAGCUACAUCUGACAGUAUUAAUAAAACUAUGUUACACAAAGUCUCAAGAAUUGAGAAAAUUGAAGUUUUUGUCGGUAUAUCCUGGCAGCUCUGCAUAUUAGGACACUGAAAAACGUUUAUAAAGUUCUAUAGCUCGUGUAAACAUAGUUAAAUAAAAAUAAUUGAGAGUUAAAUGACUUGAAUAAAGUUGCCUUAGUGUAGUUACCCUAUUUAUGAACUAGAUAAAUAUUAAUAGGAUAAACAAUAUUGUUUAAGAUUAUGUAGUUUCAUAUCUUAAUAUAUUUAUUAAUUGCUCAUUUACUUGUUACUUAUAUACAUUUUCUCUGUUAUUGGAGUAUGUUUUAAUUGCAUUUAUUAUUGCUAAAUCUGUGAUUUAUCGAAUUUCGUUUGUUUUUACUUGUUUUAUCUUACAAAAUUUUAUUCUUUAUAUUGUGUUGGGACUGGGUUAUAGGUAUUAUUAUGAAAAUGGUUGAAAUUAUACAAUUUUAUUGAU